UGAGUUCCUUGGUUGGUGGGUGAGGGAAUGCAUAUCCUGAACUCAAAAUGCUAAUUGGUGUGAGAAUCUUACAUUUUGUAAAAUUUUGUCCCAUCUGUUAUUGGAUUUCUAAACUCCAAAAAGCAAAAUUUUGUUUAAAAUCAGUGUGUUUAUUCGAAUUUGUUUAAAAUCGAGCGAUUGGUGAUAUGAAAUUCGGGAAAGAAUUCGGCAUCCAUUUGGAAGAAACCCUACCUGAAUGGAGGGACAAAUACUUGUGUUACAAGCCUUUGAAGAAGCUUAUCAAGCACAUCCCUUCUUCCACCGGCGAUAAUCCACCUCCGCUACCGCCGCUGCCGCCCGCGACAGCGGCCGCGACCGAGCUGCAGGAUUGGUUUAUCAGAAUUCUCAAUGAGGAACUCGACAAGUUCAACGAUUUCUACGUGGAUAAAGAGGAAGACUUCAUUAUCCGUUUCCAGGAACUGAAGGAAAGAAUUGAACGUGUGAAGGAGAAGAGCGACGAAGAUGGAGUUCUUGCAACAAACAAUGAAUUCAGUGAAGAAAUGAUGAAUAUCCGUAAAGACUUUGUUUCCAUACACGGGGAGAUGGUUCUUCUGAAAAAUUAUAGCUCAUUAAAUUUUGCAGGACUUGUUAAGAUCUUGAAGAAGUAUGAUAAACGAACUGGGGGAUUGUUGCGUCUUCCUUUUACACAAGUUGCACUUCAUCAGCCGAUCUUUACUACGGAACCUCUGACGAGAUUAGUCCAUGAGUGUGAGGCUAAUCUUGAGGUCUUAUUUCCUUUGGAAGCAGAAGUUGUUGAAUCAGCUGCCCCUGCAGAUGAACAGAUGGGAGCAACUUCUUCAUAUGCUUCCAAUGUUCUCCCUGAUACAACAUUUCCACAGGGGGAAGAAAAUGGGGAUAUAUACCGAAGCACGCUAGCUGCAAUAAGAGCCAUUCAGGGACUAAAGAAAGCAAGCUCAACACAUAACCCACUGUCAUUUUCAUCUAUUUCUGGGAACCAAGAUAAUGAUAGCCCAGGUGCUGUAACAGCAGAAGACUCCGAUUCUGACUCAUUGGUUGCCUCUCAGAAUGGUGAAGAGAUGAACCAUGAAGUUUCCAGUUCACCAAAAUAGAGUUGACCGAUCUUGUUUUGUUUUGUUCUGUUCAUUAUGUAUAGUGCUAAAACUGUGCACUUUCUGCGUUGUGUGCUAUAGGUCUGAAUAACUGCUUACCCAAUCAAUAAUAUAAAGGAAUUAACUUUAAA
Solanum stenotomum is the source of this 1240-nucleotide messenger RNA. RefSeq names its product SPX domain-containing protein 4-like. The transcript has 3 exons. The record is from RefSeq and is a predicted model, not a curated record. Gene Ontology annotation, biological process: cellular response to phosphate starvation. NCBI's taxonomy places the organism in Eukaryota, Viridiplantae, Streptophyta, Magnoliopsida, Solanales, Solanaceae. The coding region runs from base 186 to 1109 and encodes 307 amino acids.